Messenger RNA from Arabis nemorensis, 180 nucleotides. NCBI's taxonomy places the organism in Eukaryota, Viridiplantae, Streptophyta, Magnoliopsida, Brassicales, Brassicaceae. The record is from the annotation of a GenBank genome assembly.
AUGUGGUGGCUCCGGUGGCACCCAACAACGUCGGCGGCUGGUGACAACAAUUCCAGCUCAAGCUUAAGAGUUCAUCACGAGAUCAAUCUACACCUCUCACCUAGAUCUGAGAUCGGUUCUGGUUCAAGUCCGGAUCUUCAAACGACUGGGUUUGAUUCUUCGGCUCUCAAUCGAAAAUAG